UUCCCCUCUCCUCUCUUAUUUCUCAUCUCGUUCCAUCUCUCCCUUGUCUCACUUUCUCGUUCUCAAAAGAAGGAAAAAAGAUUUAAGCACAGGCGGAGGUAGGAGACAAAGAAAGGGAGGGAGAGCAGAGGGCAUCGCCAUGCCCCCGCGUUAGGUUGGGACCCACGAGCGCCGCCGCCAGCUUUAUCUUGUCCCCCGCCCCGCCGCCCGCCAGCCGUCCGAUUGAUGACUAGGGAGCUGAGGAGGAGGACGGGAAGAACGAGGCGCAAAGGAGGAGGAGGAGGAGGAUGUCUCUGGUGUUCGCCGGCGUCGAGGUGGUCGGAGGACCCACGGUGGGCCUGAAGGACCACGUCACCAUCCCGGUCUACCUGCAGCAGCACGGAGAUAACAACAACGACCACAAAGGGGAGGAGGAGAAGGGGAAGAGGAAGGAAAGGAAUGGGUUCUUUAUAGAGGAAAAGGUGGUGGAGGAGGAGUCUUCGGAGACCUCUUCCAUCGGAGUCCAGUCGUCUGAUUCGUCGUCGGAAAAGGAGGAGGAGGAUGAGGUCCAGAGCAAGGCAAAGAAUGGGGCUUUCGGCUCUUUGGUUUCCUUAGAGGAAUCCCUUCCCAUCAAGCGAGGGCUGUCGAAUUUCUUUUCCGGGAAGUCGAAAUCUUUUGCGAGCCUGGCAGAUGUGGCAACUUCGACCGCGAGAGAUCUCGUGAAGCCAGAGAACCCCUUCAACAAAAGGAGAAGGCUGCUGAUGGCUUCCAGAACAAGGAGAGCUUCCUAUGCUUCAUUUAUGACAUGCUUGCCGCCUCUCUCCUCGGACCACAUCGCAGAGGAGAUAGAGAAAGAGGAGGAAGAGGAUGAAGAUGAGAGGAAUAGUGGAGACUCAUCCACAUUGGCUCCCCUUCCACCUCACGUCAGCAGAGAAAGGAAGAUCAAGAAAGCUUUUAGAUCCCCUAGGUCCUUCUCUCUUUCUGAUCUCCAAAAUGUUUAGUCCUUCUCGUAUUAACAUGAUGAUACUGAUAUUAUAUAUAAAGGUCUUUGCAUAAUAUAGUAAGAAAAUGAAGUCUCUUACAUUUCC
This is a messenger RNA of Elaeis guineensis (African oil palm), 1067 nucleotides long. Its product is annotated as protein OXIDATIVE STRESS 3 LIKE 4. Lineage: Eukaryota; Viridiplantae; Streptophyta; Magnoliopsida; Arecales; Arecaceae. The record is from RefSeq and is a predicted model, not a curated record.